Messenger RNA from Gymnodraco acuticeps, 2227 nucleotides. It is a transcript of the gene hsd17b12b, whose product is annotated as hydroxysteroid (17-beta) dehydrogenase 12b. Lineage: Eukaryota; Metazoa; Chordata; Actinopteri; Perciformes; Bathydraconidae. The transcript has 11 exons. Gene Ontology annotation, molecular function: oxidoreductase activity. The coding region runs from base 165 to 1124 and encodes 319 amino acids. The record is from RefSeq and is a predicted model, not a curated record. Gene Ontology annotation, cellular component: endoplasmic reticulum.
CAAGCUCUAAUGCGGAAGUGUCAAACGCGGAAGCAAGCAAAAAUCCUUUUUUAGGACGCAUGCAUUUGCACUUUGAGCACACUUUUAUUACAUGAAUACAUACUUUAUAAAUCCAGGCGUUACUAUAAACAGUUAAAGCAGACUUAGGAGUGUGCUGUGCAGGUAUGUCGUCCAGCGGAGAAGCAGUGUUCCGGGCGGUGGAGACGCCGCUGCUGGUCCUCGGAGCUCUGACCGCGGCCUGGCUCUCCGUGAGCUCCGUGUAUCGGCUGCUGGCCGGGCUCAGGGUGUGGGUGCUGGGCAACGGGAAGCUCGUGUCCCCCACCAGACUGGGGAAAUGGGCAGUCGUGACAGGAGCCACAGAUGGGAUCGGGAAAGCUUACGCAGAAGAGCUCGCCCGCAGAGGCUUUGCCAUCGUGCUGAUCAGCCGCUCUCAGGAGAAGCUGGAUGACGUUUCAAAGGCGAUCGCGAGUAAAUGUGGCGUGGAGACCAAAACGAUCGCAGCAGACUUCAGCGCCGUAGAUAUCUACUCCAGGAUUGAAGAUGGACUUGCAGGACUGGAGAUCGGAGUAUUGGUCAACAAUGUUGGAAUAUCCUAUUCUUACCCUGAAUUCUUCCUCAACGUUCCCGACCUGGAGACUUUCAUCGACACCAUGGUCAACAUCAACAUAACGUCCGUGUGCCACAUGACACGACUUGUUUUACCUCGAAUGGUGGAGAGGAAGAAGGGUGCCAUCCUCAACAUCUCCUCUGCCAGUGGGAUGUACCCCUUCCCUCUCCUUACUGUCUACUCUGCCUCUAAGGCAUUUGUGGACUUCUUUUCACGAGGACUGCAAGCUGAAUACAAGAGCAAAGGCAUCAUCAUCCAGAGUGUUCUGCCAUUUUUUGUUGCAACCAAGCUGAGUAAAAUCCGGCGUGCUACACUGGACAAGCCCAGUCCAGAGCGCUACGUGUCAGCCGAGCUCAACACAGUGGGUCUGCAGACCCAGACCAAUGGCUACCUGCCACAUGCCAUUAUGGGUUGGGUGACUACAGCUCUGCUUCCUGCCAAGAUCCUCAACAGCCAUGUGAUGGGGAUGGGUUUGUCCCAGCGCGCUCGUUACCUGAAGAAGCAAAAGCAGGGUUAGAUAGACGCAUGGCGGCAGGAAGAGGGGACCAGCUGUGUUAAACACUCGUCCCAGGACCACCAUCAUGGACCAGGAAGACAGAAUGUGACAGUUUCUGGGCCACAUCCCAGUUUCCCUCCCUCCGAUACUCCCCGUCAUUGAGGAUGUGAGGCAGCGGCACAUGUAUUCAAUUCAAACAUAAAAAUACUGAACAAAGUGGUGCUCUUCAUCAGCUUUAAUGAAUGGAACACUAACGUGGAAACUAAAAACUAUUCCCAAAUCCAUCCAUCCGUCUGUCUGUUAAACAUGAGGGUGUAUAAAGCCUAGAUGAGGGAACAAUUUGGAUGCAUGUGAGGUUUGAGGCCUCCGUAUAUUUGUGUGUAUCUGAGUAUGUGUUUACUAGCGUUAAGCCUUUUUAGUUUUACACUGCAAGUGAUACUUACUUAUUUUCUAGAGCACUUAAACAUGUUUUAUUGAGAUCUAUUGACAUUAAUAGCUUCAUUAACUCCUACUAUGGGAUUUGUAUUGCACUCAGAUUUAGACGAUUCUUCGUCAGCACCAAUUUGAAACCCUUCGUUAUCUCUUGUUUGGUUUUUCUAACUUAAAAUGUUCUCAAAGGUGUUAAUGUAGUGGUGAAGUCAGUGCGUGUUUCAUUUAAUGAAGAGGAACCGCUGUAAAUGGGUAACCAGCAGAGAGGGAGAUGUCUUGGUGGAAUGUUAAAAUGGGUGUUUUAUUUUCUAACUAAAUUGAUUUUCAAAUGAAUUUGUACCACUGGUGUUACUGUUUUGCAGGACUUUCUAACGUAAAACAAAAAUGCUCUCACAAUCCAUUAGAUCCAGGUACAACAACAUACAUUCAUCUCAAUCUUUUCACUUGUAUUGAUUGAUUUCCUAAAAUGUUGAACCAAACCAAAUGUAGAAAUUAGGCAAACCAAUUGAGAGCUGAUACAUUUAUUUGAUUUUCUCUUUUGAAAGCUACAAUUUUGACCCUAAAGACACUUUUUACUGACACCGACUCUAGGUGCAGCAGCAGGGGACCAACUCCCAGUCAAGUGUUUUCUCUAACAAACUGUAAUCAAAUUACAUUUUUCCAGCCAUCAAUAAAUAUUCAUUCAAAUAACGACA